CAAAAUUAUAAUCUAUAUAAAAAUAUAGAUGCCUCUUCCUAGUUUCAUUAAGUUUAAGACUUGAAGAUCAUAUAGUCUGACAUCACCUUUAUUACAGGCAUCCCCUCUAUUAUAGGCUAUUUAAAUUCACCUAGUUACCUGUAUAUGAAACCCAAAGGCUUUGUGUUAGAUGAAACCAUUUUACUAAACUUUAUGCCACAGGCAGAGAGCAGAAAAGAUUAUGGUGCUGUCAGUGCCCAAGGUCCUUGCUAUCGGAUAAUCUUAAAGAGGGAACUAUACCCCAAACUCAGGGAAGGUGUAGAUCUUCCAAGCUGUCUGCCAUCCUGGUCUCUUUCAACUUUAAAUCUGGCAAUCAGUAGGAUCCUGAGCACAAAAGCAAGACAUGGCAGUCUCCCAUCGAAGAAACAGAACUGUCCGUAUUACCUCAAAACACUCUACCUAGUUGCCAGAAUCGUCAGUUAUAUAGACGUUCCAUAAAAAAGGCUGAAAAUGCUUGGCUGGAAAAACAAAAUUGAGGUGUCUGUAAAAAUAAGAAACUAUGAGCUUGAUUGAAGACCUGUCAUCAAAAUGAGGCUGGAUGUGAAUGUUGAUGAAUGUUGACAAAACAUAGCAUCACCACCAUGUGGGAGGGAAAAUGCAGCUUGGUGCCCUGCAGGAAGCUUUUUGUUUGGGUCCUGUGGCCCAUGGGAGCCUCUGUAGCCUCUCUCUCUAGCCAUGUGGUACUGCUGUAUCCUGUUUGUGGUUGCCUGCCUUUAACAGGUGUUUGCCUUGAAAGUAGGCAAGGCCAUGUGUCUCCAGGCAGUCUGAGACACCAAGUGGGGCAGGGAGUGGGAUGGUGAGGUCAGGACAGAUUUGUGGGCCCAGGAAGGAGGGGACAGGUGGCACGUGGGGGUCAACUGAACAUUGAAUGUUGCUUGCAUGUGGGGAAAUGUGUUCACUUUAGAACACUUGAUUAAAAUGUACUUUCCCAGGUUUCUGGGUAGGGGCUCAAUUCACACAUAAUUGGAGUUAAACCCCUGAAUUUGAACCUGGCCUUUAUUACUUCCUGUAACAGAGAGCUAGAAGGCUGUUGUUAUUCUAAGAGGAAAGAGUACUGGGUUGAGCUUACUUGGAAAAGACUCGCAGCUAGGAAACAAGUUAGUUGUUAAUGAAAUGGCUGCCAGCAAACAGACCAGUUUGCAAGAUGCAGGUAGAGGCUAACUAUGGGAAGGUAACUCAUCCUGUGGAUGGAAGCAGAGCAGUAAAAUCUGACAAGGGCAGUCAGUGAGGCAGCCCAGAAACAAUUUGCUGACAGGGGAGCUAAGUCCUAGCAGGGGGAACGAGCAGGUCAAAAGGCACAGAGGGGAAAAUCCUGUGAGUGCCCACAGAGUCACAUGCCUGGAUGGGGCCGGGCUUAGGAGACUUAAAACCAGUGCCUGUGGCCAGGCAGGCAGUCUGACCUUGUUAGCUACAGAGUGAAAAGUUCCUGCCCUGGAAAGCUGUAAGGGGAAGUGCUGCUGACUCGUGGAAUGUCCUGACAAUAUCAGUGCAUUAUCCUUCCAAUUUUAAAGAGACCUUCCUCCCAGGAAACCCAUGAGUGAAGCCUCUCUGCAAUGGAACCCCAGCCUACCCUGGCCUGGGUCCUACUACUGAGCCUGAUCGCUGACUGUCUGAAAGCUGUUCAACCUCGAGACUUUACAGUGAAAGACAUUAUCUAUCUUCAUCCUUCAACCACCCCAUAUCCUGGUGGAUUUAAAUGUUUCACCUGUGAAAAAGCAGUGGACAAUUAUGAAUGCAACCGGUGGGCUCCAGAUGUCUAUUGUCCAAAAGGUACAAGAUACUGCUUCACACAACACAAGCUGGAAGACAGUGGAAAGAGCAUAUCUGUCACCAAGCGAUGUGUGCCAUUAGAAGACUGUUUGUCUACAGGCUGUGUAGAUUUAAAAUAUGAAGGACAGAAGAUCUGCACUUCCUGCUGUGAAGGAAAUAUCUGCAACUUACCAUUACCAAGAAAUGAAACUGAUGCAGUAUUUGCAACAACAUCCCCUAUAAACCAGACAAAAAGACUUUCACAGCACAUAUCACUAAUAACUUCAUGUCUCUUAUUGGUAUUUACUUCAUAGCAAUAUUACAAGGUGCUGUUUUUAUGGUCAGAAAAGUGACUUCAGCUCCAGCAGCAGGGAUGGCAGAGCUGUGGCAGAUGCACAAAGUGGAGGAGCAGCAGCCAGAGGCUUCACCUGUCUUGAGCCUCCAUGUCAACAGCAAAAAAAAGGAGGUGACCUCUCCCCUAGCAACAUCAUGGGCCCUGCUGCUGCUCUGCCAUUAUUAUCAGAACCAGAGCUACUGCAGGGAAGGUGCAGGGGUUACAUUGCUGCCCAGGAUGCUGUACUGGCCAGCUACUUACUUGGCAGCCAGGGGGAGGACACCUGUGUUCUAGUCCUGUCUCAGUGAAUAUGUAUGUACAGGCAACCCCCGCUUAGCGCUCUUAAUUAGUUCCUGAAAAACCGAACAUUAAGUGGAAUAGUGUUAAGCGAAAACAAUUUUCCCAUAAGAAUUAAUGUAAAUAAAUAUAAUUCAUCACCAGGACGCCCAGCAGCAGCGACAUGAGCACCUGGUAGCUCAGGACCAGCUUGACCAGCACCAUGCCGUUGCUGCCCGCCUGGGCCGUGAAGGCGGUGCUGUUGCUCCCCUCCAUGCCAGGCACUGGGCGGGGGGGGUGGUCAUGGCCACAGUUGCGAUCACUCUUGGUGGUGGGAGCAGGACACAGCAUCUGGGGCUCCCCUAGCAUGAGUCAUAGCAUGAGUCAUAGCCCUGCUGUGCCUGGCCUGGGUGCCAGGCAGGCAGCUAUAUAGUGCAGGUGGGCUAAAUUGCACAACAAGGCUGCACGCCGCCAAUGUACUGUGGUGGUAGUGUAUGCCCCCUGUUGCGAGUUGUAUGGUGCCUGUGAGUGUAUAACAAAACUCACUGAACACUAAGUGGAAUCGGGUAGCAAUCCAAAACAAGUUUUACAGCGAAAUAGCACUAAGGGAAACAGUGUUAAGCAGGGGUUGCCUGUAUUUUUAUACAAAGUGGAGCAGCUUAAACAGGAGACACAUCAAGAGCCCCACCCUGAAAUACCUUAUAGGUUGGUGGGGAGGGAAGUCUCCUGGGAGAUAGAAGCAAGUUCCAGUAGGCAGAGGAGAGAUUUCAGCUUGGUUUCCUGCAUCCUGGCUGAGUACUUUAACCACUGAGCUUUGGGUAAGUCAGGGCAGCGUCAUCAGGAGAAGUGAGCUAUGUUUUAUGUGGGAUCUCAUCUAUAAAUGUCACAUUCUACAAGCGUUGACUCCCUGCAGGAAAGACAGGUAGAAAAACAUUUGAUUUGUGACUCCUAUGAGGGCUUUGGUGACUGAUAGGUGCUUAGCUGCUUAGCACUACAAAGAUUUGGCCUAGGUUUUAAAUGUGUGUAGGCACCAGACAUUGCUGUCAUUUUAUGGCUCAAGCCUUCUGGAUGUAGUCUACCUACAGUUGAUAUGGGAUAGAUCCUUGGGUAACAGGGUGGCAUUUUAUGUUACCACUGCAGCCUCACCAAACGUAAGCAAUCUUUUGAUGACUUUGUGAUCUAGAUGUGGAAAGCCACCCUGACUGUGCUUCAGUAGUCACUAAUGCCCAUUAAUAGGGAAGGAUUAGAUUUUAUGGGUAAGAACAGUGAAAAAAUGUUUUGACAUACAAUUUUUGCAGGUAGAUAAGAUGUGGCCAAACUUGUGGCUGUUCUCUGUGUAGGUGCAUUUGCAGACAAUAAUGUCUGGAGAGCCACUCCUUUUACGCAUGGAUUAGGCACAGUCAGAAGUGUAGCACGGUCUUUUAGCACCUGGGACAGAGGCGGGGUAUGUGGGGGGUGGUAUGUGGUGGGGGUAGGGAAGGGGGAGGUGGAAUUAUGCUGACCAGGAGUGGGGGAGGGAGAGAAGAAUCCUGUCUUCCUGGCUGUCCACACUCCCGCAGCAGCUGCUACUGCUUUGGCUGCUGUUGCAGCAGCACAGGCUUUGACUACUAAUGCUGGAAGAAAGACAGUGGCAUGCGUUCCCCAGGGGUCACUCCUGGUGCCCCAUUCAUUUGCUCCCUCUCCCUAGGUGUGAGGCUGUAAAUCCUGUGGCAAAGCCCUCCCCCCCCGGUGAGUGGGGGCAUCAUUACAUACUCUCUCCCCCUCAGAUACACUGCCGGGCACAAGGCUGUGCCUGCCCAGUUCCAACAGCUGGGUGGUGCAGGGCUAGGCCUGCCAUGGUAAAAAUUAAUGAAGGGAGGGGACUGCGAUGGUGCCCCCAAGGCUGGUACCCUGCUUGUCCCCUCUUCCUCAUCUCUACCCCUAUUGCCACUGGGUGCAAUGCAGAACUUAUGCUAGAUUUGAGACCAGGCUUGGGCACCCCAGCCAUGGCAAGACUAUGCCAAGACAUACAGUGCACCUUUCAAAAACACCAGUUAGGACCACCAUUAAGCAGGUGUUAAACCCAUGCUCUGAGCUGUUCCAAUCCUUAGCAUACUAUACAGCUAGAAAUUGCUUCUCUGAGGUGCACUGCAGUCUCAUCCUUAAGGGAUGUUUAGACAUGUUGGACAAUGUUGCUACCCAGGAGCCAGUUUUGUUACACAGAUUUACUCAACAAGCUGGAACAUUUGCAGUGUGGUAGCAUGUAUUUAUAACACUGUUUUAAAAAAUGAAAUCUACCCAAAAUCUUAUCUGUUAAGGAAUCUCUAUACAAUUCUCUCCUUCACCCCAAACUUCCAGUGCACCCGCCAGUGGAUGUAUUAUGAUUUAUUAAUAAUGUAUCAGUGUUGAGAUGCUGUGUAUUUAUGUUUAGGUUCUGAACAAUGUGAUCUUCCUUUUAAAUAUUUGAUUUUUAAAUGUUGUAAAUGUUGUACCUAUGUGUAAAUAAACGGAGGUUUUAAAUAUACAA
This is a messenger RNA of Alligator sinensis (Chinese alligator), 4904 nucleotides long. RefSeq names its product LY6/PLAUR domain containing 6 (gene LYPD6). Gene Ontology annotation, molecular function: acetylcholine receptor inhibitor activity. The transcript is spliced from 6 exons. The record is from RefSeq and is a predicted model, not a curated record. Lineage: Eukaryota; Metazoa; Chordata; Crocodylia; Alligatoridae. Gene Ontology annotation, biological process: positive regulation of canonical Wnt signaling pathway. Bases 1593 to 2102 code for a protein of 169 amino acids.